GUUCCCCCAAUAUUUUACCAUGAAUACGCCCUUGACAUUAUGACAAUUUGUAUGUCCGCCUACAAUUUGGAAAAUAUAUGGGACACUUGUGAAGGCAAAACAGUAGCGUCGCUGGUGAAGGACCCUAGAUAUUUUUCAUCCAAUGUGGGAAGCUUAUAUCCAAAACGAGCUGUGCUAAAUUACAACCAAAUUCGGCUCCAUAAAUUUCUUUGGAUUACUUUCGCAUUAAGCGUUUGCGUAAGGUUCGAAUGUACAUUUGUUCUGGCAUUGAUAUUCUGCUGAAAGCUACAUAAAGUUAAAUGCAUACAUAUGCAGAGACAUCACCCACAUUAUUGUAACUCACCCGUGGUCACACGUACAGCUGCGGUCAGCAUAAUAGCAUCAGGGAUCCAAGGCUUAAAAAUGGCAAAGCUAUUUUUAAUAUUCAGUAUUCUUACGAUUCUCGCAUCUAUACCCGAAACCAGUUUCGUAAUAGCGGAAUUAACAACAAAAGAGCGAAUAAAGAAACAUCAAGAAUGGUUGAGAGAGCAUCGAAAACCCAAGACGAAAAAAAUUCAUUCGAACAACUCAUAUUUUGAGCUCGCCAAUUUGUGGCAUACGAGAAAAGAUUUAUCGCUUAAGCAAAAGCCAAAUAACAAAGAAGAAUAUUUAGAAAACGAGACCACUAGUAAAAUAUCUAACAAAUCCGAUGAAAAAGUAUUAAAGCCCACGAGUAUACUAGUAAAUAUCACGAAUCAAAGUACAUCGACAUCCAAACUUGAACUGGAAACAACUACAUCAGCAAGUUUGAUUACUAGAGGUCCCGUCGAAAAUGGUGAAGUUGCAACUACCAUGCAAACCUUAAAAGUCGACGAGGUUUUCUCGUCUCCGAAUCCACCAAAAGAAAUAACUACAAAAAAGAUGAAAAAGAAAGUGUAUCCAUAUCCAAGAUGGGAUAAAUGGAGUAACUGGAGCGCUUGUUCGCGAAGUUGCGGCGGAGGAGUAAAGUAUCAAACUCGAAAAUGCAUUAACCGAAAUCUAUUAACGAAUAAUCAGCUUACGAGUAAUGCAUGUGUUGGAUACUUCAAACGCUAUGAGCUCUGCAAUGAUGUUCCAUGCGACGCCCAAUCCCCGGAUUUUCGAGCUUCUCAAUGUAGUGCUUACAACGAUAAAGAGUUUCAUGGUCAUCGAUAUAGGUGGGAACCAUACGUAAAGGAUGAUGCUGAAUGUGAGCUCAACUGCAUGCCUCUUGGAAUUAAUUCUUUUGCCACACUUAACGAGUCCGUAAUUGAUGGCACGCCUUGUCAACACCCCGCUGAGUACUAUCGAUCGCAACUUUGGAACCGAGCUGUUUGUGUUGAUGGUGCUUGUAAGGCGGUACACGCCAGUGGCGAGAUUGACGGAUUAUAUGCACACAGUGGGUCCGUCAGUUGCGGAGGUUUACUGUGUCGACCUGUCACCGGGAUCUUUACUCGGGAUCCUCUUCCGGAACAAGCUUAUAUACAUGUUGCUACCUUACCAGUGGGUGCCUCCAAUAUUUCGAUAACGGAACUCAAGAACAGCAUAAACUUGCUAGUCCUGCGUACGUCUAAGGAGGUAUCCAUUUUCAAUGGCGAAAAUUCUGUGUCGGAAAGUGGAUCCUAUGAAGCGGUUGGUGCCGUAUUCGACUAUCACCGAAUCGAUGGAACCCAGGAUAGUAGUGGGGUGACAGAGUGGAUCACAAGUAUUGGGCCCAUCAGGGACUCAUUGCAACUUAUGGUUUUCACCAAGACUCCAAAUAAUACUGGCAUAAAGUACGAGUACAUGCUGCCGAUAAUAUCCGAAUCCGAGGAAAACGAGAUGUCCUUGGAGAGUAGCGAUGGCCUGUUGAGGUCCGGAAUUGAGGACACCAGUUCAUCCAGUAGCUCGAGGCCUGGACGAAAGCGUAUCUUUAAUUGGAAAGUAAUUGGGUUCAGUGCCUGCACGAAAUCCUGUGGAGGCGGCACACAGGCACCCAUUAUACGUUGCAUUCGCAAGAAUCCACUGCGGUAUUACUCGCAACGCCGUUGCACGCAUUCCGUGAAACCGGUCCUCAAUGAGAACCUACUGCACUGCAACACGCAACCCUGUCCGGCGUAUUGGAGAUUCGAGGAUUGGGGCGAGUGUCGUUGCUUGGCCAGCGGAGGCUUCCGGCGGAGAGAGGUUAGUUGCGUCCAGGAACUGGCCUCUGGGCUGGUCAUCCACGUCGAUAAGGCCGCCUGCAUGGAGGAACAACCGCCCACCCAGAAGCAGUGCGAAUGUCCCAAGACCCGGCGUCGCAACUUGUCCCGCUAUCGUCUGCAAGGUGGUUCGGAGUCCUCGAAUAGCACUCAGGUCAAGAGGAGUAAAACCGAAGGGUCCGAGUUAAAUGCCAUCUGGUUGAUGUCCGAGUGGAAUCAGUAUUGCUCGGCCACUUGUGGCUCGGGCGUUGAGUAUCGUACAGUAUUUUGUGAUCGCUCCAAGGCCGGCGAGCAGCGAUGUGAUCCCAGAACCACUCCUGAAAGUCGUCGACCCUGCAAGAAGCCCAGUUGCGAGGUGGGCGACUGGUUCACAGGUCCUUGGUCCUCGUGCAACGGCGACUGCUUCGACUUGACGCGCAGCCGCGAGGUGCUGUGCAUCCAAAACCAGCUGAUCACAGAGCCCAAGGAGUGCACCCCAGAACUAAAGCCGCAGUCUGUCGAGAAGUGCUCCCACGAGGAGGUGGAGUAUUGCGCUGCCCGUUGGCAUUAUUCGGAUUGGUCGGAGUGUACCAAACCAUGUGGGGGUGGUACCCAGCGACGCAGUGUAAAAUGUUUGGAAUACGAUAUAAAGAUGAACGCCUUACGGGAAUCAACGCAAUGUCGGUACACGACCAGAGAGCCCAUAUAUCGUACCUGUAACGCGGAAAAGUGUGAAGAAGUGCAGACAAGUGAAGCUACUCCGACUUGCACUGAUAAGUUCGCCAAUUGUCAAUGGGCUUCGCAAGCCAAGCUUUGUAGCUACGAUUAUUAUCGCGAGAAUUGCUGUGUUUCUUGUACUGGUGGCAUUUAAAGUAUUUAGUUUGUAAGAAUCUUACUUAACUAAUAAGCCGACUCCUUAACCGCCGUGCAGAAUAGCUACCAAAUUGCAAUUAACCUUUACUCAGAAUAUAUCAUCUUGUUAGAUUAAACAAGUAGUAUUUCUGACACUAAAGCUCAAAAGAAAGCUUGCAGGGAAGCGCAAAAUUAUAUUAUCGGUCAAGUAAAAUGUUUAACGCAAUUAAAUAACACAUACUAAAAUAAACUAGAUUCUGACUAUAACAUAAUAAUUAGUAAAAUUAUACUUAAUAUUUAAUUAAACAAUAAGGAACGAAAAACAAUGUUUGUUUGUGUGCAAACACAUAAAUGUUAAUAAACCUGAUA
This is a messenger RNA of Drosophila subpulchrella, 3377 nucleotides long. It is a transcript of the gene loh, whose product is annotated as thrombospondin type-1 domain-containing protein 4. Gene Ontology annotation, biological process: extracellular matrix organization. Gene Ontology annotation, cellular component: extracellular matrix. Gene Ontology annotation, molecular function: metalloendopeptidase activity. Lineage: Eukaryota; Metazoa; Arthropoda; Insecta; Diptera; Drosophilidae. The record is from RefSeq and is a predicted model, not a curated record. The coding region runs from base 310 to 3027 and encodes 905 amino acids. The transcript is spliced from 12 exons.